Selaginella moellendorffii is the source of this 1466-nucleotide messenger RNA. Its product is annotated as probable protein phosphatase 2C 57. Lineage: Eukaryota; Viridiplantae; Streptophyta; Lycopodiopsida; Selaginellales; Selaginellaceae. The record is from RefSeq and is a predicted model, not a curated record. Gene Ontology annotation, biological process: protein dephosphorylation. Gene Ontology annotation, molecular function: protein serine/threonine phosphatase activity. The transcript has 4 exons. The coding region runs from base 236 to 1375 and encodes 379 amino acids.
CUCCUCUUUUUUCUUUUCUUUUUGUGUGGCGCGCGGCAUUUCCAGGUACGAUUGCUCACGCCGCCUCGGUUUCCCUCUGGCAAUCCUCGCGGCCACGCGCAUCGAUCGAUCGCUCGCCACAGCAGCAGCAGCGGCGGCGGCGGCGGCGGCGGCGGCGGCGCCCGGAAUCUCCCCCCUCCCGACGAGGUAUUUGGUCCCGCGCAGCACAGCUACAUGCCAAGCAGCAGCGGCAGCGAUGGCAGCUGGUAUCUCACCCACGGUCGGAGUUUUAGAUGGAGAAUGCAGGGCUGGCACUUCGACCUCCAAGUCGAUUUCCAAUGGAAGCACUCUCUCGGUGGAUGAUGCCGGCGUUGUUGCCUCUCCUGACCAAGAAGAGGUUGUUUCCAAUCCAGGCUCCUCCACUCCUUCCCUGGUGGACGAGAAGAUCACCGAAGCUCUUGUGGAGGAAUUCCUCCCGUUUAUUCGCUCGGGUGGCUGGGCCGACAUUGGGCUCCGCAAUCACAUGGAAGAUGCCCACGUCCGAAUCGACGAUCUUGUCAAGCAUCUCGGUGAGCUUGUCAUUGGCGAGAGCACUGGUUCCUUCUACGGGGUGUUUGAUGGCCAUCUUGGAAAAGAUGCCGCGCAGUUCGUGAGAGAAAACCUUCUCAAGUUCAUCGUGGAAGACACGGCGUUUCCCGCGGCACUGGAGGAGGCAGUGAAGCGAGCAUUUUUGCGGACCGACAGAGCUUUCGCUCAGGCCUGCCAGAUUGAUAGCGAGCUUGCAUCCGGGACCACUGCUCUCACCGUGCUCAUCUUUGGGAGGACCUUGUUAGUGGCUAAUGUAGGAGAUUGUCGUGCAGUUCUCUGUAGACGCGGCAGAGCUGUGCCAAUGUCAAGAGACCACAAGCCGUCGUGUGUGGAGGAAAAAUCUCGCAUUGAGUCACUGGGAGGCUUCGUCGACGAUGGCUACCUCAAUGGACAGCUCUCAGUGGCCAGAGCUCUGGGCGACUGGCACCUCGAAGGGCUCAAAGCCGACGACGACGAUGGUGGCUCCUCCAGCGGGCCUCUGAGCGGCGAGCCAGAGAUGCGGCAGGCCGAGCUCACCGAGGACGACGAGUUUCUCAUCAUCGGCUGUGAUGGUCUCUGGGACGCAUUCUCGAGCCAGGACGCCGUCACCUUUGCCCGCAGGAGGCUCCAGCAGCACAACGAUCCGGAGAAGUGCUCCAAGGACUUGAUCGUCGAGGCUCUCAAGCGGGACACCUCGGACAAUCUCACGGUGGUGACCGUGUGCUUCCGCAGGGAUCCGCCACCCAGCCUUCGGAUCAUCAAGCCUCCCGUGAGAACUAUUUCCAACGAAGGCCUUCGUAACCUCCAGGAACUUCUCAAUAGCUUGUAAUAUUGUCUAUAGACUCGUCACUAUUUCGUAAGUCCAUAUUGCCGAAGUAAAGGAUCAACAGAUGGUUCUCUGCCCCGGAAUGCUUUGAAAA